AUGACAAUGUUGACCAUAAUAAGUGUUGACCAUGAUAAUGUUGACCAUGAUUGUGUUAACCAUGCGAAUGUUAACCAUGAGAAUGUUAACCAUAGUAACGUUGAGCAUGAUAAUGUUGACCAUGAAAUAGUAACCAUAGAGAAUGUUGACCAUAAUAAUGUUGACCAUAGAAAUAAUGACCAUAAGAAUAUUAACAAUUGUAAUGUUGACCAUGAUAAUGUUGACCAUGAUAAUAUUGACCAUAGUAAUGUUGACCAUAGUAAUUUUGACCAUAAUUAUGUUAACCAUGAGAAUGUUGACCAUGACAACGAGAAUGUUGACCAUGAUAAUGUUGACCAUGAUAAUAUUGAUCGUGAGAAUUUUGACCAGAGUAAUGUUGACCAUGAGAAUAAUGUUAACCAUAAUAAUGUUGACCAUGAGAAUUUUGACUAUAGUAAUGUUGACCAUGUUAAUGUUGACUAUGAUAAUGUUGACCAUAGAAAUAAUGACCAAAAGAAUAUUAACAAUUGUAAUGUUGACCAUUAUAAUGUUGACCAUGAUAAUAUUGACCAUAGUAAUGUUGGCCAUAGUAAUGUUGACCCUGAUAAUGUUGACCAUGAUUAUGUUAAGCAUGAGAAUGUUGACCAUGGUAAUGUUGACCAUUAUUAUGUUAACCAUGAAAAUGUUGACAUUGAUAAUGAUGACCAUGAUAAUGUUGACCAUGAUUAUGUUAACCAUGAGAAUGUUAACUAUGAGAAUGUUGACCAUGAUAAUGUUGACCAUGACUAUGUUAACCACGAGAAUGUUAACCAUAGUAAUGUUGACCCUGAUAAUGUUGACAAUGAAAAUGUUGACCAUGAAAAUGUUGACUAUGAGAAUGUUAACCAUAGUAAUAUUGACCUUGAUAAUGUUGACCAUAAUAAGUGUUGA
Molecule: messenger RNA, 909 nt
Organism: Procambarus clarkii (red swamp crayfish)
Lineage: Eukaryota; Metazoa; Arthropoda; Malacostraca; Decapoda; Cambaridae
Source: RefSeq, a predicted model, not a curated record